AUGUCAUUUGGCUGCACAAAAACAAAUAUAAAACGAGCCCUACCGUUGAUCUUCCAACUUUAGCUGCAAAAAACACCUGCACAAACGCUCAAACAACUACAGCCGGAAUAUUAUUUUCCGGCCACCGGCGUCAACUAUCAUCCCAAUCACCCCCUCAGAAUCAUCACAACUGUAUCAAUAUAUCUUGCUAGCUAAGUUAGAUUCAAACGAAUCAACCGGAGGGAUUGUAAGGUGGCGCGUAACAUGGGAUUUUUCAUUUGUCCGCUGCAGUCUCCGGCGAGGUUAUUAUGGAGUACUAGCUUCUUCCGCCACAAGAUUAGGAUUUUCUAAAACUAGCCACCCUUUUUCUCCCUCGUUGAAUCAUUAAAGCACACACAAACUUAUUCUACUCUUAAGUUAUAAUAUUACUUUCCAUUUCCCCGGAAAGCUUUUAUUUGAUUGCCGGAGAUUUCAUUUAUAAUAAAUAUAAUAAUCAAACAAGCUUUGAUCAAAAAUGGAUUCCGGCCAUUUUUUCUUUAAUAAUCCACCAUGCAACGGCAACAUGUCGUUCCUCGGGAAUUGCGAUUCAGUUUUUCGAGGAGCAAGAUCAGUGAUUAACAUGGAGGAUUCUUCGAAAAGGAGACCGUUUUUUAGCUCGCCGGAUGAACUGUUUGACGAGGAAUAUUACGAUGAACAGUUGCCGGAAAAGAAGCGACGGCUCACUGCUGAACAGGUGCGCUUGCUGGAAAAGAGUUUCGAGACUGAAAACAAGCUGGAGCUGGAUCGUAAAACUCAGCUAGCCAAGAAUCUUGGGCUGCAGCCGAGGCAGGUGGCUGUAUGGUUCCAGAACCGCCGCGCAAGGUGGAAGACUAAACAACUUGAGAGGGACUACGAUCACCUUAAAUCCUCCUAUGACUCUCUCGUCUCAGACUACGACUCCAUUCGCAAGGACAAUGAGAAGCUCAAAGCUGAGGUGGUAUCCCUGUCUGAGAAACUACAAGCAAAAGAGAUAGUUAGGGAGCCGACACCAGAUAAAAACCCCGAGGAGGUAGUUUCCGCAGAAGCAGCAGGUGGUGGCGUAUCAGUAACAGUGAAGGUGGAGGAUCGGCUGAGCACGGAGACAGGUGGGAGUGCAGUAGUGGAGGAAGACGGGCGUCAAGUCAUGGACAGCGGAGAUUCUUAUUUCCCUAACGACAAUGAUCAGGUGAAUGACUACUCAAGAUGUCUGUCAAUGGAUCAGGUUCAUUCAGAUGAGGACGACGGCAGUGGGGACGGGCGCAACAGUUAUUUCUAUCAUGAGUUUGUGGAAGUUGAUCGGGUUGAGCCAGAGGCGCACCAUCGGGACGAGGGAGAGGCUCUGGGGUGGUGGGUGUGGUCCUAAGAAAAUAAGCACCAUGGCCUAGCACAUUAUAAUUAUUGUUGUUAUUGUGUGUAUUCCAAUUUGCACUACUUAAAAAACUGUUGAUCACCUUGUAAUCACAUUGUGUCAACUAUCUAUAGUACUGCUACAUGUAUCAUGUAUACUAGUGCUCUAUGUUUUUGUUUAUGAAUAAAACGACCUGUACUACUUGUUUUCUAUAAA
Molecule: messenger RNA, 1561 nt
Organism: Daucus carota subsp. sativus
Lineage: Eukaryota; Viridiplantae; Streptophyta; Magnoliopsida; Apiales; Apiaceae
Product: homeobox-leucine zipper protein HAT5
Exons: 4
Coding region: 494-1360 (288 amino acids)
Biological process (GO): positive regulation of DNA-templated transcription
Cellular component (GO): nucleus
Molecular function (GO): sequence-specific DNA binding; DNA-binding transcription factor activity, RNA polymerase II-specific
Source: RefSeq, a predicted model, not a curated record